AGAUUUGUAGGCAAUUUGUCCUAAGUCGUCAACAUUUUUACUUUCGAUUUCAGCCUAAGAAUUCGGGAAGUAUAAGCGCAGCUUUUUCGACCAUGCAUAGACUUGACAUAGAAACGCAGUAAAUUCGAGCUGAGUAUUCAUAUUGUCUUUAAACUGUACGAUUUAAAUGAUAAAGCGUCGUUUGAUAGCCUACACUUUCUGUUCUUUUUCCUGACGCGUCGUUUUCAUUUUGCUUUGAGACGCAAUAACUGAAUUCGGAGCCUUGCACACCUGCGCGAAAAAGGUUAGACUACAGACAGACAUUAAUUUCUUCGAAAAUGUUACAAGAAACGGCAGAACCAGGAUGGUUAUCAGAAGAAGUAAAAACAGGGACAACCAUCAUCGCUAUUGAGUUUGAUGGAGGGGUGGUGUUGGGCUCCGAUUCCAGAGUGUCUGCUGGAGAGUCCAUUGUAAACCGUGUGAUGAACAAGCUCUCCCCCCUCCAUGAGAAGAUCUACUGUGCUCUGUCGGGCUCUGCUGCUGACGCCCAGACCAUCGCUGAGAUCGUCAACUACCAGCUGGACGUACACAGCCUGGAGAUAGAGGAGGACCCUCUAGUGCGCUCAGCUGCCACCCUGGUGAAAAACAUCUCCUACAAGUACAAGGAGGAGCUGUCGGCACACCUCAUUGUUGCUGGCUGGGACAGGAGAGGAGGGGGCCAGGUGUUUGUGACCUUGAGCGGCCUGUUGUCAAGACAACCGUUUGCGGUGGGGGGGUCGGGGAGUUCAUACGUAUAUGGUUUUGUGGAUGCAGAGUACAAGAAGGGCAUGAGCAAAGAAGAGUGCCAACAGUUUGUUGUCAACACGCUCUCUUUGGCAAUGAGUCGUGAUGGUUCCAGUGGAGGUGUGGCAUACCUGGUCACAAUCGACCAAAAUGGCACAGAGGAGAAAUGCAUCCUAGGAAACGACUUGCCCACCUUCUACAAUCAGUGAAAAGUGUCUUCUGUUGAAUUUUGACAGAUUUACAUUGCUUACAAACUGCCAAACAUCUCUGCAGUUUAAUAAUUUGAAAAUAAUCAUUAAAGAAAUGUUCACCUCUUCUAAUUAGUUAGACCCUGGUAGUUUGUAGGCUUUAACAAACCAUAUUAUUGUUACCAAACCCCCAAAAAAGUUUACAAUAAAGCAUAAUUUAAUACACAUCCAUGUCCACUUACUCAUAGUGGCAAUUAUUCAUAGGACAUUAUAAAUUACAAUAAACACAGUUCAGUAAAA
Molecule: messenger RNA, 1250 nt
Organism: Hypomesus transpacificus
Lineage: Eukaryota; Metazoa; Chordata; Actinopteri; Osmeriformes; Osmeridae
Gene: psmb9a
Product: proteasome 20S subunit beta 9a
Exons: 6
Coding region: 318-971 (217 amino acids)
Cellular component (GO): proteasome core complex
Molecular function (GO): threonine-type endopeptidase activity
Source: RefSeq, a predicted model, not a curated record